This is a messenger RNA of Trematosphaeria pertusa, 2272 nucleotides long. RefSeq lists its product as uncharacterized. The transcript has 8 exons. The record is from RefSeq and is a predicted model, not a curated record. Gene Ontology annotation, cellular component: cytosol; membrane; intracellular membrane-bounded organelle. NCBI's taxonomy places the organism in Eukaryota, Fungi, Ascomycota, Dothideomycetes, Pleosporales, Trematosphaeriaceae. Bases 331 to 2010 code for a protein of 559 amino acids. Gene Ontology annotation, molecular function: sterol binding.
GUCUAUGGUCAGGCGUGCGACAGGAGCCCUCCGGGGUAAGUUUACAAGUGUUUCAUUCAGCAUUGUUUAUCCAGCACCGCGGGGCUGUCCAGGUGUGGCUCUCGCGAGGUCCACGCCGCCAAAUUUUCCCCGCGCCCGCGCGUUCCGUCAUCGCUCCGCGGCCAGGGUCGUUGGCUGUGCAGCUGCCACACCUCCUUCACUCCGUCACCGACCGCCUAGUCACCAGAGCUGCCGCCUGACGCCGGAACCACUGGAAUUCCCGCUUACUUCCUUUAUAAACUCUUUCUUCUUGUCUUGCUGCGUAUAUUUCGAGCGAAUAGAUACCCCACCAUGGUUCUGGGACACGGGCAUAGGCGGCACUCGUUAGCCAGCAGCAGAUCCUCGACCGACGAGACCCGAGGCGAUGAAGCCGCGAAAGAGGACGAGACUGUGGUGGAUGCGGACCAGGGCAACAUGCUCAUGCACAUCAUAUCACAGCUACGGCCCGGCGCGGACCUGAGUCGAGUAACGCUACCCACCUUCAUAUUGGAGCCGCGCUCGAUGCUGGAAAGAAUAACAAAUUUCAUGGCGCACCCCGAGACACUCCUCCCCAUGACCAAGAUCGAAGACCCCGUCCAACGAUUCGUAGCAGUAGUGAAGUUCUAUCUCAGCGGCUGGCACAUCAGACCUGCAGGCGUCAAGAAGCCGCUGAAUCCGAUAUUAGGCGAGAUAUUCACUUGCUAUUGGGACUACCCCGACAAGACGCGGGGAUACUACAUAGCCGAGCAGACGUCGCAUCACCCGCCGAAAUCGAGCUACUUCUUCAUGGCACCCGAACAUCACAUUCGGAUCGACGGUACGCUGAAGCCGAGGAGUAAAUUUUUGGGAAACUCGGCCGCGAGUAUGAUGGAAGGAAUAGCUGUGAUGAGGUUCUUGAAUACUGGCGAACGAUUCUUCGUCACGCAACCUAACAUGUACGCCCGAGGAAUUCUAUUCGGCAAGAUGAGGUACGAACUUGGGGACCACAGCUAUGUCCGAUGCCCCGAAUCCGGCAUGGUAGCAGAUCUUGAGUUCAAAACAAAAGGAUACUUUGGUGGGACGUAUAACGCCAUUGGCGGCUACAUAAAAGACAAGAACGACAAACAGCUCUAUGAACUUUCCGGGCUUUGGAACGAGGAGAUGUACAUCAAAGACCUAACGACUGGCAAGAAGGAGUUGCUUUUCGAUGCAACACACGCGAAGCACACCCCGCCAAAGGCCCGACCGUUAGGAGAACAGGAGGAGCGGGAAUCACAGCGGCUAUGGCAUAUCGUGACUGAAGCUGUGAAGCGGAGAGAUCAGGAAACGGCAUCGGAAGAAAAGGCGCGAAUCGAAGACAUGCAAAGAGAUGAAGCCGCGAGACGAAUGAAUGAGGGUGUUGAUUGGCAUCCACAGCUCUUCAGACGUGUGCAUGGAGGCCACGGCGGAAGUGAAGAGGGUGAAGAGGAUCUGGAUUGGAUCAUCAAUGCCAGAAUCGACGCCAAGACACCAGAGGAACAGGUGAAGCAGAUUCUGCAUAUUGCGCCAAUACUCCCCGGACAGACCCCGGAUCGGAGAUUCAGUAUCCCCUCACGGUCACGGAACCCUAGCUUAGAGCGAAUGCCCACCCGCCACAGCCACAAAGCUCAUGAAAUUCCCCACAAGAACCCCGAGGUGAUGAAAUCCGAGCCUGAACUCCCUCAGCAGCCGCCAAAGCAGCACCAGCAGACAUUCGGCGACCUAAUCGAUCUAAGCGACCCUGUUCCCCAGCCGCCAGCAGCUAGAAAGCCAAAUCCGAGCAACCCAGCGAAUCCACCACUCGCGCCGAUACACAAGCCAAAGUCGCAACCUGAGAAUCACGUCAUCAAUCACCAAGAGCAUGCCUUUGCGAAAUCGAUGCCGCCGUCGAAACUCCUCAAUUCGGUAGAGGGAGAGUCGGGGAAACAGCAUGCGAUUCGGAGGACCGAUUCAGAGACUCACGAGGAGGAUGAGUUUCAUGAUGCGCAUUCGUAAGCUAAGGCGAUGCUGAGUCUUGAUUGUUCAACACGGCGGAUUGAUGCUUGUGCUUAGGGAUCUCAUGAGAAGGAGGUGCGAGUGCGGUCCCAGAUGUGCCGUGCUUUGAGGGCUUCCUCUCUAUUCUCAAUAGGUGGACACUAUAUACCAACUUUAGGGCAUGAUUCUUUCUGGGAUUGUGGCAGUUAAAAGGGCAGCACUUCAGGCAUGAAAUGCGCCCACGUAGUAAUAAAUGAGGUCUGCGUAUCACCGUUGCGACUGC